Clonostachys solani is the source of this 2361-nucleotide messenger RNA. NCBI's taxonomy places the organism in Eukaryota, Fungi, Ascomycota, Sordariomycetes, Hypocreales, Bionectriaceae. The record is from the annotation of a GenBank genome assembly.
AUGGAGAACACUGAGAAUAGCCCUGCCAGCGCAAGCGACUCGGAUAGAUCUGAUUCUCCUGGACCCAUGGCGCCAAUGCCGUGGAUGAACGACUACCCGUGGGACGACUUUUUUGACCCCGUAAAACGCUUCGAUCCAGAUGAAGUUGACGCCGAUUCCAUCGAGACCAGGGUGCAGCAGCUGAUGAAAAGCUGCGAUGUCUCCAAGGGGUAUUGCUCUCGAUGCGGGUAUCUACUCAGCCACUGGCCGGCACUAAACAGUGACAUUGACUGGGAGUACACUGUGGGACAAAGUUACAGUACGGAGGAAAUCGAAGCUUCCUCACGGUGUGGAUGCAAGAUGUGUGCAUUCCUCUGGUCGCGCCUGACUGUGUCCAAUCACUGGUAUCGCUUCAGGAGGAUUGAAGCCAGGCUGGCAGCUCUCGACCGCCCCGGGCGGUGUUCGCUCACCAUUCAGAACUGGGGUGAAUCGAGCGAUGCUCAGUUUAUAUGGCUAAACCUUCCAGGCGCAGAGGCCACCCACUGCAACAUGCCUUCCGCUGAUCCGGUGCAAGCCUACUCAUUCACAUUGCCGAUAACUUCAAACGUUUGGGAAGAAGUGAUGGACCCCGUUGAACUUGCCAAGUCCUGGAUCUCUGAGUGUAGGGAGUCUCAUGAAGGCUGUCGCCCUUUGAGGAAAUAUGAUGGGCCGCGCCGACUCAUUCGCAUUUCUGAUGAUUCCGUGAGACUGGUUGAAGCAGAAUCAUGGGAAGAAACCCCAGAGUAUGCCACCCUCAGUUACUCCUGGGGUAGUGUUCCUUUCACCAAACUCACGAAAGAAACAUUCUCGUUAUAUCUCCACAAGAUACCGUUCGAGAGCCUGCCAAAGACAUUCCAAGACGCAAUUCGCCUGGCAAGAGCGCUGGGUCUCUCGUUUAUCUGGAUCGACGCUCUUUGCAUCAUCCAAGAUGCCGAAAAUCAUGAAGAUUGGCUGAAAGAGUCUGGACGCAUGGAUUGUAUCUAUGGGGGCUCCCAAGUGACAUUCUCCGCGUCUUCUGCAUCAGACGCAUUCCAGGGAUUCUUCCCCACGACGACGCCUGAAUACAGCGGCGGGUUCGUUGCACGCAUUCAGACAAACGAAAUUGGCAGGGUGCAAGACUUUUCCUCCCCGCACGCGUACGAGGAGGCGGUAAUAAGAACCCACCUUGGAAGUCGAGGCUGGGCGUUUCAAGAAAAGCUGUUGUCGCGUCGAACGUUGCAUAUUGGUGAUCAUGGCAUCUUCUGGGAAUGCCAGAGCACGGCAAAAUCCCAAUUCGUCCCGGAAGGGUUGCCUUACAUGUCAAUAGCACGUCGACUCGUUCGUCCCGAGAAUCGGGAAUGGGACUGGCCCGAGAUACUCAACAUCUACUCCAGGACGAACCUGACACUCGAAUCCGACCGGCUGCCUGCGUUGUCCGGUGUUGCGGCACGCCAGAGCGCAAUCAAUGGAGAUCAAUAUCUCGCGGGUUUCUGGAAAAGCGAUAUUGUGAGUAUGCUCGCAUGGGUCUGCCUGUCUCAGCUGUCCGAAAGACCAAGCUGGCGUGCACCCACCUGGUCAUGGGCCUCUAUCCAAGGCGAAUCCAUAAAUACAAGUGCAGGCGAGGAAAUGAAGCCCCAAGCCCGGCUUUUGGAUGGUUGGACCAAAACUGUUAGCGACAACCCAUUCGGUGGAGUCUUGGACGGCGAGAUCACUCUGGCAUGUGCCUCACUCGUUCGUGCUAGACUGGAUCGCACCGGUAUAGAAGAAUACCGCCAUUCGUGGUGGCAAACGAGCUCGGAGCGGCUUGGGUCGAAAGAGUUCCCACAUGUCAUCCUCCCUGACCUCGAAUCGCGCACCUUUUCGGUGGAUCUGGAUUGCUUAGACGUGGAAAUGCAGGGCAAACAGGAAGAGGUCAUCCUCCUUCCCCUAUUCAACGGCUUCUCUGGAAGCGGAACCGUACAAAUUCCAGAUAGUGACAGGCGAGACAAACCCAGGUCUAUCAUAGAGGCAGCGACAUCUGAAGACGAAGUGAAUGAGACAAAAAUACUUACAGAAAAAGCAGCCAACUUAGAGGUAGAGGCAGAGGAGGACUUCAUCUAUACCCCCGAUGGCGAAUGCUGGAAAAAGGAGAGAGUGAUCGAGGGCUUGGUGCUGAGAGCGGUGCCAGGUGUUCUCGGUCGCUAUACUCGGCUUGGUCAAUUUAGUUUCGAGAAUAAUCCCCGCCACGCGAGAGGGAGGAAUUUCUACGAAGAAAUGAGCUCUAUUGUUCGGGACAAAGGCGCCGAAAUGGCGAGUUUGGCAUGCAUAAGGGCGAUCUCGAGCGACGAGCACCCAGAGCAGAAGUACGUGAUUAGUAUCAAAUAA